AGAUCGUUGAGGGUGAUAAAGCUACGAUACAGUAAUUAAUUAAUGUGACUAAAAAUAUUUUAGAACUUUAUUUUAUGAUGCUUUGCAUGAAACUGUAAAUUACAUCCUAGUCACAACAGUAAACAAAGUGCUGCACCACAUGCAUGGGUCAUGACAUGAAACAGAAGACGGUGUUGAAUAAAGGCAUUAUUUUAGUUUUCUUUGUCCACUGAACAAGUUUGCUCGUGGCUUUAUAAAAUUCCAGUUGAACCACUGAUUUCACAUGGAUUAUUUAAAGAUGUCCUUACUACGUUUCUGGGCUUUGGACGUGUUAGUUGCGUUGAUGUGUAUGGAGGGUCAGAAAGCUCCCAGAUUUCAUCAAAAAUAUCUUAAUUUGUGUUACCUAGAUGAACAAAGAUCUUACGGGUAUGAAACCAUAUGAGAGUGAGUGAUUGAUGACUGAGGUUUAAUUUUGGGGUGAACUAAUCCUUUGAAUGUUGACGGAUGAAAGCCAAUGAGCUAACGAUGUGGCACCAGUCCAGUAGGUGGCGAAAAUGCACCAUAUAUUUGUAAACAACCACAAGAAGCACUCGAUUCUGCGCCUCCUUUUUCCAUUUGUAAGUGGAUGGAGAGAGCAGCUGUUAAGCUGCAGAAAGAAACAUAACAGCCCACGUGACUCGUGCGUCCUAAAGCCUCCGACGAGGCAGCUCUGCGGAAUAGAGCGAUUUUUGACGGAUAUCUUGUGUCUUGCCAUAGCUAUCAAGUCUCGUUCCGCUUCUGCACGUUCAAACAUGGCUCCUUUACGUUUCGCAUAGCAGUGAGUCCCUGCAAAUCGGGGUUUGAUUUGUUGUUUUCGCAAUGGUACGCGUGUGUGCGUUUCCUGGGUGUUUCAACCGAGAGAAAGCGAUACGACUCCGUCCAGUGGCAUCAUCCCAGGAGGAAAGUUUGACUUUCCACACAUUACCGCUGCAUGAUCCAGAGAGGCUGAAACUGUGGCUGCUCGCUCUCAAACGGGAUAUAAAUUCACCCAUUGAAAAUAUCCGGGCGUUGAGAGUGUGCAGUGACCAUUUUUCGCCGGACGACCUCACAGGGCCAACUCGAAGAUAUCUGAAUUCAUCUGCGGUGCCCAGGCAACAAACUGAGCUGUUUGGACUCUCAUUCUGACGGCACCCAUUCACUGCAGAGGAUCCACUGGAGACUGUGAUUGAACCAGACGCCCUCUCAGCAGACAACAGUUGGGAUACAGAGGAAGAUGAUGAGGUGUAUUAUGCAGAUGAUUUUGAGUCAACUUCAGGAAAGCAAAAGAACCCCAGAACCUGCCCUGAACAACGUGGUAAACUCAUUUUGAAUGUUACAAAUCCACCUACAGAGCCAUCUACAUCUCUAUCUACUUUUGGGUCCUACUAUGCUCUUCCACCCACAUGGCACUACCAAAUGGAUGAUCCCGCUGAGGCUGGGCUACAGAUGGAAGAAUGUUAUGAUGUAAACGCCAACAUGGAUUCUGUUGCUUAUUUAGAAGAUGAGAACUCUGGGCUGGGCUCUCCGUCUGCAGCAGGUGUCUUUAUGGCCAGUGAGGAUUUUAAAGGGCAUCCAGACAUGUGCCAGGGGGAGGACAUGGCCCAGUGUUCAGAAGAGCUUGUGAUCACUAAAGUUGAGGACACUAAUGAAAUGGCACUGGACCAGAAUGAUGAUUACAAUGGGAUGACGGAAGUGGAUGGUUCAGAAGUUUCAGAAACACAGAGAGCCAAAGACAUAAAAAGCAGGACUAUGGAAUCAUCUGCUGAAAUGGCUGUUGACAAAGAAGUUAAAGCAACCCAGCCCUCUUCAAUAAUGCUUUUGAAGAUCAAGGAUGAACCGAUGGAUGAGGAAUGGAAAAAAGCACCACAUUCCCCGAUGGGAAACAUUAAGGAUGAUGAGGAUUUUGACCAAGCACCGGAUGAUAUCAAGAUACAAGAAGCUCCAGUAGGCGUCCCAGAAAAGGCACCAUCAAUCCCAGCAAAAUCCAUUCCAUCUUUAAAAAGACAUGGGGUUUUGUGCACAGCCUGUAAUAAGGUCAUGCUGAAGGGACACACAGCAUUUCAGCGUAGUGGCUCUUCUAAACUCUACUGCUCGCCUCAAUGUCUCUGCAACUCUAAGAAGAAAACAUGUCACUGCUGCUUUAAAGAAAUUCAUGAUGAGAAUAUCAAAAUUACCCUGGUAGACAUGUCAGGAACUGUGAAGGAGUUCUGCAGUCAGGAAUGCCGCAGCGCUUUAAACUUCAAGUGCAGUGUGUGUGAGAAGACAGGAGUGACUCAUAGUCAUGAGGUGAAUUACAUGGGCUCCAUUCAUAAGCUGUGUAGCGACAGCUGCUUCAACCAGUUCCGCUCCUCCAAUAAGCUGAACAUGAACAGCUGUGUGAACUGUGGAGGAUAUUGCUACGGCACAGACAGUCAGUGUCCAUCUCUACGGAUGGAGGACAGAGUUAUGAAGUUCUGCAGCCAAAACUGCCUCACAGCCUACAAAAAGAGGAGUCUGAAACUUGUCACCUGCAAAAUGUGUCAUGCCCUGCGCCCAGCUGAAGAUGCGGUGGACAGUCCAAACUCAGAGGGCAUCAGGGAGCUUUUCUGCUCCACUUCCUGUGUCAUGGCAAGUAAAGUCCAGACUGGCAGUUCGUCAGGUGUUCCAGUGGAAUGCAGCAACUGCAAGCUUAAACUAGUGCCUCAGUACCACAUAUCCACGUUAGAUGGAUCCGUUCAGAACUUCUGCUCUUAUUCCUGUGUACUAGCAUAUCAGGAGUCCUUCAAUAAGACGAAACCUAACAUGCCGGUAAAUAAAGUAACCUCUACAAGCAAAAACACAUCUACCCCAAAAACUUCUGCCCCCAAACCUGCUCCCGUAGAGUCCAGCUCAUCAGCGAAGACCAGUACUUCCAGUGGUCCAGGGCAGACAGUCACCAAGAUCCCCUGCUUUCAGUGUCUGAACUUCUUCUUCCACAGACCAGAGCUGCUGGAGUUUAGGAGGAAAAUGUACGCUUUCUGUGGUAACACUUGUAUUGAUGAGUUCAGAAGGAUUUACCGCAUGGAGGCUCGCUGUGAACACUGCAAGCUCGAUAAAAUUGUAAAAAUAGUGAGAAGGAUAAACAAGGUUGACCGCUCUUUCUGCAGUGAGAGAUGCAAGACGCUCUUUGAGCAUAGCCUGUUCAAACGCUGGGGAAAGAAACACUGUUGCAACUGCUUUUACUGUAACAGCACUUCUAAGACUGUAGUGACUGAUGUCUUUGAUGGGAAGCAAGAGGAGUUCUGUGGGAACGAUUGCUUGUUAAAACAAAAUUCACUGAUGCGUCAGGAAAUAAAGUGCUCCAUGUGCAGGCAGGCCAAGAAGAUAACUGAGACUGUGAAAUGGCUGGGUGAGAUGAAGCAUUUCUGCAGCCUGCGGUGUCUGAUGUUCUUCUGCAGUCUGCAGGGCAUCACUGGAGUCGUUGCAAAUAAAUCUCUUGCCACACAAGGAGUGACCCCAGUAUCCUCUGCAGUUCCUCAAAGUACUAAAGAGGGCACCCCUGUCAUUGCUAAUGUCGUCUCGCUUUCAAGUGCAUCCAACAACCAGCCAGGUGUUUUGGGAAACGCAGGUCCAAAAGGCUCUGUUCCUGUAAAAGUCACAGGAAAUAAGCGUGCUGUGAAAGCUCCUGUCUCUUCAUCCCAAACCCAGAAAGACAAGGACUUGCCAUAUAAAUCCAUAAGCAAAAACAAAGCCACAUCCUGUAAACCUCACACCUGUGAUGCUGAAACACAAAUGGAUGGAACUCCUAAGGUGAUCGUGCUGCCCGUGCCAGUGCCAGUGUAUGUGCCAGUUCCCAUGCAUCUCUACACUCAAUACAUUCCACAGUCUGUGGGGCUUCCACUUCCGGUUCCAGUGCCCUUGUUCUUCCCCACUACUCUGGACAAUGCCGAGCACAUUGUGAAGACCAUUCAAGAAAUCAAAGAGAAGAUCCCUGAUGACCCUCUGGAGGCCGACCUCAUCAUGAUGGCAGAGAUGGUGGCUGAGGAUGCAGAGAAGGAGAAACAAAUCAUCUCUAGUGAUCAGACUGGUAACAUAAUGGAGGAUCUUGAUUUGGAAGAUCUAUCUAGCAAUCUGAGUUGGGAGGAGGACUAUGUGUCUUCUGCACAGACAUGGGAUCAAACCCCUGAACCUGAGAGGCCUCCUCCAUCCAGAUCUGCCACACUGACCCCUGUCUCCACCGCCGCAGAAGAGCCACAGAUGGACUUGGAGGCUGAUUUCCCAAUCGAGAGCAUUGAACGUUUUAGAAGGCAAAUGCAAAAGGAGAUCAGUUCUGGCAAACAGAGAUCACGCAAGAGAGGACAUGAUGGCUUCCCUGAGAAGAAACAGGGCAGUAAGUGUGCAUCAGCACCUCCAAACAGCCUCUCCAAACUGCAGCAUGAGUACGGAGUCAAAGCCUGGAAGAAGUGGGUACGCUGGAGGAGCACCCAACCCAACAUGGAGUCUCUCAAAUUUGGCUCGCGAAGUAUGACACUAAAAGAAGACUUAUUGAAGUGCUGCACUGCUGAACUAAGCUAUGGCCUCUGCAAGUUCAUUUCUGAAGUUCGUCGACCCAACGGAGAGAAAUACAGCCCUGACAGCAUCUUUUAUCUCUGCUUGGGAAUCCAGCAGUACCUGUUUGAGAACAAUCGGAUGGAGAACAUCUUCGCUGAUGUCUUCUACGCCAAAUUCUGCCAUGAAAUGAGCAACAUACUCAGAGGGUGGAAGCCAACUAUUUUGCCCAGUGGUUAUGUUCAUUCUCGUGUGGAGGAGUAUCAUCUGUGGGACUGUAAGCAGCUGGGGGCGUUUUCACCCGGUGUGCUGCUCAACACGCUGCUCUACUUCUUCACCAAGUACUUCAACUACAAGACAGUGGAGCAGCACCGCCGCCUCUCUUUUGGCCACAUCAAACGCUACUCUCGAGGCCAGGCCAACAACAAAGUGUCCUUCCUGCGUUUCUAUCCCCCGAAAGAGGAUGAAAGCAUGGACGGUGUCCCUGUGAAGAAGAAGAAGAAGGAAGGUGAACGGCAAAGGGUGCUAAAAAUACGACAGAAUUCAGAGAAUCCUCUUCGCUGUCCUGUCAGGCUUUACGAGUUCUAUCUCUCAAAAUGCUCGCCCGGCAUAAGACAAGACACAACGCAGUUUUACCUGAGCCCCGAGCGCUCCUGUGUACCCAGCAGUCCCACGUGGUUCUCAACCACCUCUCUGAGUGACGAGGUUCUGGACAGCAUGCUCACACGUGUUCUCACUGUCAGAGAGCUGCACCUGGAGAGAGACAAAUCACCCAACGAGACUGAUUCAGACAGUGACUCUGACUUCACACCGAUUUAGUAACAAUACUGAGAAAACCUGAAUGCGUCCUCUGGGACUGUUGUUCUGAAUGCUGGAAAGCAAGUGGCCUAUUUCGUUUCCAUUUUCAAUCUUCUUUUAGUUACAGUGGGAUUAUUGUAAGUCGCCACGUUUGUAUUAUAUUUAAACACUAAAGACAUUGAAAGCAUCAUUCCAAAACCAGAUUUUGAAAUUGUUUUUCAUGCAAGCCAUGUUGGUUUAAAUAGAUGGAAUGUUCCUGAAAUUGUCUCUUGAUGCCUUUUUUAUGGAUAAAAGAAGACUAUGAAACUGA
This is a messenger RNA of Cyprinus carpio (common carp), 5611 nucleotides long. RefSeq names its product zinc finger MYM-type protein 4-like. The record is from RefSeq and is a predicted model, not a curated record. The transcript is spliced from 30 exons. Gene Ontology annotation, molecular function: zinc ion binding. The coding region runs from base 1414 to 5322 and encodes 1302 amino acids. NCBI's taxonomy places the organism in Eukaryota, Metazoa, Chordata, Actinopteri, Cypriniformes, Cyprinidae.